Messenger RNA from Anopheles moucheti, 1235 nucleotides. RefSeq names its product cell growth-regulating nucleolar protein. The coding region runs from base 104 to 1192 and encodes 362 amino acids. Lineage: Eukaryota; Metazoa; Arthropoda; Insecta; Diptera; Culicidae. Gene Ontology annotation, cellular component: nucleolus. The transcript has a single exon. Gene Ontology annotation, biological process: rRNA processing; negative regulation of transcription by RNA polymerase II. The record is from RefSeq and is a predicted model, not a curated record. Gene Ontology annotation, molecular function: DNA binding.
UUCACUACACGUGCGCUUCGUGCACCAAAUUUGCCUGUUUGUGAACAUUGCGACGAGAAAAACUAAAGAAACGCGUGACAAAAGAAAACAAUUGCCGUAAAAAAUGGUGUUCUUCAUCUGUAAUUACUGUGGAGAAUCACUAAAAAAGCAGGUUGUAGUUAAUCAUAGCUAUCGAUGCAAUCAUCAAAUUAACGUAUCGUGCAUGGACUGCCAGAAAGAUUUCUUGGGCCAAGCGUACGAUGCACACACUGCAUGCAUCAGUGAAGCGCAGAAAUAUGCCCCCGCAGGAUAUGUACACGCCGUAACCAAGGGUGUCAAGAAACAGGAAGACUGGAUCAGUAAGGUACGGUCAAUACCGGAAAAGCACAAUGGUCUGUCUCGGGGUGUUAUGAACGUGUUUGAAAUCAUUAAGCGGAACGAUAACAUACCGCGCAAACAGAAACCAUUUAUAAACUUCUUUCUAAACUCGAACCGAGGAACAAGCAGGCGUGAUGUAGAAAUGGCUUGGAACCUCAUCUCACAGGAAGCUCAAAGUGGUCAGCAAACGCCGGCCCAAACAAACGGUCAGGAAGCGAAGCCAAGCUUACCAUCGCAGAAUGGUACGUCUGAUUCCAAGAACAACGGUGUAAUGCAAAAGGAGAUGGAGAAAGAAGAUGCACCGGUAAAACAAAAGAAGGAAACGAAACCAAGUUUCGAUAACGAUGAAGCUCCUAUAGAGAAAAAGCAAAAGAAAUCAAAGAAUGCACCAGAAAACAGUUCCGAAGAAAAAGAACCGCAACCCACUAAGCAGAAAAAGCGAAAGACGAAAGACACUGCCGAAAAUGGACACGAAGAGGAAGAACAACUUCCAAGCAAGCAGAAAAAGCGCAAAACGAAAGAUUCUUCACAAAAUGGUAACGAGAAUGGAGAAGCAUCACCGGGGAACGAGACUAAUGUUGGUGAUGCCAACGCGGUACAACAGGAACAAAACGGCGGUGGGGAAAAAUUCAACUUGGGCGAAGUAAUUCGCACACUUCUCACUACACAAAACAACGAAAUGAAGCUGUCCAAGUUAAAGAAGAAGGUUAUGAAACGCUACCAACAAGCGACUGGCGAAGAAGUCGAUGGUAAGUUCGAGAAAAAGUUUCAGAAGAAAAUAACCAAGACUGGCUUCGUGGUGGAAAAUGAUACCGUGCGAUUGAUAGAAGCUUAAGAGAAAUAUAAUCUAAAACAUAUGAACGUGUUAUCAUACAAAA